Molecule: messenger RNA, 1876 nt
Organism: Ooceraea biroi (clonal raider ant)
Lineage: Eukaryota; Metazoa; Arthropoda; Insecta; Hymenoptera; Formicidae
Product: angiogenic factor with G patch and FHA domains 1
Molecular function (GO): nucleic acid binding; protein binding
Source: RefSeq, a predicted model, not a curated record
ACUCCGACCUCCGACACAGUCCGACAUACGCGACAUGCGACACGCGACGUUGCACGUGUGUUUACAUUGUGUUUUUGACAGCUCGAUCAUAUGAAUGAGUGACCAUAUGAACGAAAUGCAUAGUGGAAGUGAGGAGGGAGAGGUCACGUCGGAAUAUGAAGAAGAUUUUACAGAAGAAUUAUGUAAUUUGCCUCACGUCUUGCGAUUUUUAAACAAGUUACGCGACCACAUCAGGAAGCAACGGAAGAAAAUUAAUAAACUACGAAAUAAGCUCAAUGAACAGAAACAACAAAAUUUGCUUCGUGCAAAAACGUACUCGGAUCAUGGAACUCAGGUGGCCCCUCUCGACAUUGACAGAUCACUAUCGCAAGACUGGGAUGUCAGUGUUGAAUCAUCUAGCAUAGUAGAUCAAGUAAAGCAAGUGGCGGAAUCAGUUUUGUUGCAGACUGGUUUUGUGUACGAGGAAACAUCAGGAAUGUAUUACGAUUAUAAUACUGGAUAUUAUUACGAUACAAGGCAAGGUUUAUAUUAUGAUGGAAAUACUGGAAGAUAUUACUACUAUGACAAGGAUAGUAACACGUACAAGUUUCACAGCCAAGUACAAGUCUGUGAAAAUGAACCUACGGUUAUACAAUCCGCAUCUCGAAAGGAGGAGGAAGUGGCAAAACAGGGAACUGGCAAAACGAAUAAGGAUGACGUGAAAAAACGAAAAUUUGUAAGUGAAGAAGAAAAUUCGGAAGAUGAAGAGCACGAGGAGGGUGAGUGCUCGGGGAGCGAGAACGACGGUAUUUCUGAUCAAAUUACUCCUGAUGUAUCUAUUAAUAGCGAGAGCGACCAUGAAGAGGAACAAGAUUUGGCGAAAGGUUAUCCACCAUGUAUGCGAAUUAUCGUGAAGGAAACAAAUUUGACGCAGCUGAAAGUGGGCUCCCUUUUUCUCGUGACAUACACAGGGGGUUCACUGGGUCGAGAGGGAGAUCAUUCGGUGCUGAUACCGGAUAUAAAUAUCAGCAAGCAUCAUGCUCGCUUUACGUACGACGAAACUAAGAAGCGGUAUCACGUGAUAGACUCCGGCUCGAGGAACGGUACAUUUUUAAACGGCAAACGAUUGUCGGUAGCUAAGCAGGAAUCCGAGCCUUGUGAGAUAGCGCAUGGUUCAAUCGUGCAAAUUGGCGGGACGAAACUGCUGUGCCAUAUUCAUAAUGGGAAUGAAACGUGUGGCCAUUGCGAGCCAGGCCUCGUUCAACAAAGUAACAACCUCGAUGAAAAUAAAAUUUCGAAGAAGACACUCCACAAGGACGAAUUACGACGUCUCCGACACAAAUUCGGAAUCGACAAGGAUAACGUUACGUCCGGCAGUCAAUUAGCUUCGGGUUAUCAAGACAGAGCGCAAGCCAGGAGACAACACGUGGGCUCCUCGCAUCAUUACGAUAAGACACAACAGAGUUCCAUUCACACAUCGAUAACGAAGGACAACAAAGGGUUCAAGUUACUGUCGAAAAUGGGCUGGUCCGAGGGUCGCUCUUUGGGCAAGGACGGAGAUGGUAGAACGGAACCCUUACCUAUUGCGCGUAAUCACAACAAAGUUGGUCUUGGAUCGAACGAGGCGGACUAUUCCAACAUCGAGCUCGAUUCUAACGUGGAGAAGAAGCAAGCGGUCUGGCGGAAAACUCAAAAGCGUUACAAAGAGAUAGCCGAUCCGUGAGACGAGUACAGACGAUGUUUGAUCGAGCUUGCCAAGACACAAUUAGUACCCAUCAUUGAAAUGCACACGUACAACACUUUUAUAAAUAAAUUGUGUAAAUCAUUUGUAAAUAUUAAAUACCAGAGCACUGUGUAUCAUAAUAAAUAUACAUAUGUAUAAUUGACUCGCAUCAUU